AAAAAAAAAAAAUGAGCUCUGAGAUUUUAGUGUCAAGGCCACUCUGUGACAGCAGAGCCGUAGCCCUGGGGGUCCCUGACAAAGAGCCUCCCGUGGAGCCGCAGGCCCCGCAACCGUCCGCAGGCUCAGCCACCGCCGGGUACCGCUCAGCUAAAUACACCCCGGCUGAGUGGUUCUCCAACUACCACACCGCCCUCCAACAGGCCAGUGCCGACCACCUGGCAGCCCGGAGCAUCCAGCGAGAGUCCAAAGCUCUGUACCAGGACACCGAGGCAGACACUUUGAAGGCCCAGGGCGAGGGGACACGUCUCCUGGGACAGAGGCUACAGGAGAUCCACUACUGGAAGUCUGAGCUGCAGCAGCACAUCGACCGACUGCUGGCCGACACGGAGUCACUGCUGGCGCUGAAACAGAGGCUGGAGAAGGCGCUGGACGCCACCGAGACUCCGUACGCCAUCGCCACCGAUAAUCUGAACUGCAGGGCCAGAAGACUGGGCCCAGACCUGGUCAGAGACUGUGUGGAGGAGGAGCUGUUAAAGGAAGUGGACUUGAUCAGGAGCGUCCAGGUCCUUCUGAAGAGAACUACAGCUCAGGUUGUCAGUCAGAUCAAGAUGAACAGAGAGGCUAAACAGAUGUUAGAGAUGGACUGGUCUGAUAAGUACCAGGCCUACAACUUUGAUAACCACAGUGGAAGAUACAGUAAUAUGAGCCCGGACACACAGCACCACCCCAGCUCAGCCUCCAUGCAGGACCAGGUGUGUAACUGCACGUCGUGGAUAAAGUUUACACAGGACAACCUGUCCAAGGCUCUGCAGGAAGAACAGGCCACCCACAGUCUCAGACUGCUGGUGGAGCAAGUGCUGCAGGACACCACUGAGGAUCUGAGAGUCCAGUGCUCCAGAGUGGACCAAGCCUUCAGCCAGCACUGUGUGGAGCUGACGGAGGCCAAGAUCCAGCUGGAGAUGAAGCUCGUACAGAUCUUGGAGCAGAUUGGGGCUCAGGAGAGGAACAUCGUGGCCCUGCAGCAGGCCAUCCACAGCAAAGAGGCUCCGCUGAGGGUAGCUCAGUCCAGACUUUACCUCCGCUCGCUCAGGCCCAACAUGGAGCUCUGCAGAGAUCAACCCCAGCUCAGUUUGGAAGAGGAAGUGAGGCAGAUUGAUGCCACUCUGGCAUCUCUGCACCAGCAGCUGAGUGAGGCCAGAGGCUCCCUGUCCCACCUGGAGGAGUCACGCAUUACCCUUGAGAAGGACAUAAACUGGAAGACCCACUCACUGUUCACUGACAGAGACAAGUGCAUGACUCACCGUAGACGAUACCCAACCAUCUCCACUCUGUCAGGAUACUGAAGACUGUGUGUGCGAAGACUCCGAGCGUUUGAGUGGAAUUUGUUUUGAUUUUACUAUUUUUUAAUUUAAAAUCCUUUUGUUGUGCUGUGUUGUAAGGAUCAUUGAGAUACUGAUAUUUGAUUGUAUUUCAAUUUAUGAACUGAUUAAAAACUGACAGCCAAUGACAAUGUGCCUCAAUCAUUUUCACAUCCCCUUAAGGCAAUGCAGAAGCUCCAGUAUCCCCUCAUUACUUCAUCUUUAUCUUAUUUAUCCUAUUUGUGUAAAGCUGUGCGUCAUACUGAGUGGUUAAUGACUCAUAACUUGAGUUAUGAGUUAUUCUGAGUGCCUGUCCAUUGGGUAAAACGUCUUCCUUUCUUCAUCCAAAGUGGUGCAUCACCCUGACUGACAAAUAACUACUUAUUUAUGACAAGUUAAUCAUUGAUAUUUAAUGACUGAUCCUUCCAUAAGUGUAUUAUGCAUUUUUGAUACAUCACAACUAUAUAUAACGAAAAGUUCAAGGAGACAUGAAUGUAAGUAAAUAAUAAUGAGUCUUACUUGUAAAUAUUUUAAUAUUUUUAAUAUUUACUUUUUAAAAUAUUUACAACAAGGUUGUAAAUAUUGCAUGGCACUUUCCAAAUAGAGCAAGUCUAGACCAUAUUCUUUAAUUUAGAUAAUCCAGCAUGAAAAAAAGUAAUGUACAGCACAGGUCAUGUGCUGAGUUUACUAUUUUUUAAGUUUAAAAUCCUUUUGUUGUGCUGUGUUGUAAGGAUCAUUGAGAUACUGAUAUUUGAUUGUAUUUCAAUUUAUGAAAUAAUUAAAAACUGAC
Scatophagus argus is the source of this 2151-nucleotide messenger RNA. RefSeq names its product tektin 4 (gene tekt4). The transcript has 7 exons. Lineage: Eukaryota; Metazoa; Chordata; Actinopteri; Scatophagidae. The coding region runs from base 12 to 1346 and encodes 444 amino acids. Gene Ontology annotation, biological process: cilium assembly; cilium movement involved in cell motility. Gene Ontology annotation, cellular component: nucleus; sperm flagellum; microtubule cytoskeleton. The record is from RefSeq and is a predicted model, not a curated record.